CAAUACUACCCCAUCACUUUUUGAUGAGUACACCCUUAUCACAACCUGAUUUGAGCCUAAUUCUUUUAACAAUUUUACCGCCUUUUCCCUUUUUAUUGGCUAUAUGUGCACCCGCUUCAUUAUGGUGAGCUAAAAUUCGCUCGAAUCGUUUCGCACGCCUUCAAUCAAUCAAGAUGACUGAUUUCGACUCUGAAGACGACUUGUUCGCCGACGACGAGGCAUUUCAAAAUGCCAUAGAGGGCGACAAGAAGCUUCAGCCCUAUUGCUUCGAGUGCCAAGGCAGACUAACGCACGCUCAGUUAAAUCAAGACUUAAUUUAUGAAAGUGUGCUUCGGCAAGGAGGGAUGAAUCUUGUUUUCAACAACCCUAACUAUCACAAGGGGUUAAUUGAAAAGGCUGGCGUUGAUUUGGUGCUCUUUGGGGGCGCCAAGUUUGAUGCUUCGAGCGCAAUUCUCGAAAAUCUAGAUGAGUUGUUCCAAAUGGCCAGGAAACUUUUUAUCAAGAAUGAGAAGGAUGCCGUGAAACACCUUAUGCACUUAAAUUUGAACAAAGGCAAUUAUUUUGAUUCUCGGCGCAAAAUUAGUUUGAUGUUUGAGUAUUUGACAACCUACAUUCAAAGCCUUCAAACCGAUGAAAAAUUCUCGUGGAUAUUAGAGGAAGGAAAGUCUGGUCUCUUGGAGAAUUUGGAGCUGUGGUUUGUCCUGAUCCAGGGCCUCACAAAAAUUGAACACAAUCUUCUCGCUGUCUGUCCAGACUCUUUAGGCAACAAGUGUCGACUUCCAAUGCACCAUUUGCUGCAUCUUCAUUUGGAGCUGCGGUGGCAAUAUUUGUGUUUGCUUCACGCACUCACUUCGCAAAAGACUGAAAUCAACCGCCUCAUGGAAACUGCGUUAGACCAUAUUUUGUGCGAGUUGAUAAAACUAGCUGAAGGCGUUAAACAGGAAGACUAUGAGUUGACUCGGCCUUUCUUCUGUAACUGCAUGAGGGAGUUUUGGCUCAUGCUCCAGAUUUUCGCCGACAAAUUGCACGCGAAUAACACAAUUUCAAUGCCUUUUUGGAGUCUGCUCCGAGUGAUUGUAAACAGGAUAUUCAGCCCAUCAGAAGAAAACGCAGAAUUGAAUGUCAGUAAAGUCACAAGGCCUGAUCUCUGUUCAAAUUGGCCACAGCCAAAGAGAUACUCGUUUGCCCUGUGGAUCUUUCUCAACGUUUGCCCCCUUUACGGCUACAGCGAGGGAGGAAUUUACACCAGGCGGCAAAGGGGCCAGUUGUCAGACGAUGCCAGCAACUUGCUCUUCCUGAUUUUGAAAAACGUGACUGCUGACGCCAAAGAAACUGACAUGAGGGACCUGCUGAGACUUUUGCUGCAGCUGCCAGUCUGGUGGAACAUUGGAAUGCAGGCCCUGAAUGUGCUGCUUGAUCAUUUCAUCAAGAACAUCAACUCGUGCUUCAUGACCCCAGGCGAAAAUCCAUCUAAUUUAGUAGUCAUUGCAAAAUCAGUUUCUGAGUUCAGUGAACAAAUCAAGCGGCACCAGAACCUCCAAAGCGCAGGCCUUGACAUGCUCAACAGUUUCUGCCUCUUCCUCAAACUUUUGACGAGCCAGAUGAAAAACGCUUGGUGUGAUACAGACAGACCGAGAUUUUACAACCAAAUCAAAAGCAGAAUUUGUACCAAAUUCGCUCCAGGCCGCAUUCUCACCCUGCACGAAAUGGGAUUGUACAACAUGACUGCCCUCUGCCUGACAGUCGGACUUUGCAUGGGACUGGACGAAAUGAGCAACAAACUGCAGACCUUCCUCGCCGCUGCCAAGGCGGACAGUCAGAAGAAGGUGAUCCUCUUGUCGCACAUGACGCUGAUCCAUCUCAAAGUGGAGAAGCACCUGUCAAUUGAGGAGAACAUCCCUCCUGUCACCGCCAUGAUAACCUCAAGCUGCAAGAAUCUGAAUAGGAACAAUCCUGUUUUGAUCGAUGCUGUUGCUGCGUUUGUCGAUUCUCUCAAUGAUGUUGCGGAGGUUUUGGCCAAGAAUGAGGAGUUAGCUGAGCCAGCCUAUUUGUUCCUAGGGGAAUGGUUGCCUGAGUAUUUGUCGAUGUGCAACGCGACAAGAAGCGCCCGAGUGUUGACAGCGAUGCAGGAGAUCUCCUCAAAGCUGCAGUUCUAUGAGGAAAUCAUGUUCACCGUCAAAAAGAAGGAGGCAGUGACUUCAUUUAUCCAGUACCUGAUCCCGUUCCUGAAGGAGGAAAGCAUCAAGAUCAGUCCGAAUUCUUACAACGCGGUCGCCGACAUCGCGUUUGCAGUGUCCGCUGCUGCUGACAAUACAAGUUUCAUGGAGUUGUUUAGACACUUUGCGACAAAUGAAGCGGUUUACGUUGGGAUUGCAACUCGUUAUUGGUCUCAAGUGAUAGCGUCAGAAGAGGUCCUAGAGCGAGUGAGAACUUUAGAGCCGAAAUUCAACGAGAUCGUCCUUCACGAGUGGAUUAGGUGCUGUGUCCUGGACGACAGCAACGGCAUCGACACGGACGCACUUACAAUUCUAAUCUGCAAGCUGCCUGAUUUGAUGAGCUUGUUUGGAACUCUCAAUCUGGCAGACUUGAAGAAGGAAACGUAUCCCCUGCACAAGUUUGGGGAAAUGAUCGCAGUGCAGUACGACUUGCGGCGAGAGAGCAUCGUGCAAAGGUCUGAGUUCAAAUUCAGGGUGCAGCCCUACUUCAAAAAGCUGCCUGCGCUCGUGUCGCAAGUAAUUCAACGCGAUCCCAACUCUAAAAUCAGCACGACCAAAUACCCUCACUCAACAAUAAUCCGGAUGUAUGAGUCAAUAGGCAAUCUUUUUGAAACCUGCUCUCCCAUCAUGAUAAAAGAGAAAGAUGUUAAGUGUCCUCUCUACCUGCUUGCCAACUCAUUGCUCUUAUACGAGGACAUUAGUAAAUUUCCAACAUUUGCCAUCAAUCCAAACAUAAAGGCUGGUUUGGAAGCCUAUCUAGACAAGUUUCUCAUUGGCCUGGGAAAAGUUGUAAAGGAUGGCUACGUGAAUCGAAUCUUCGUCGCCAGCGUUAAGCACUUUGUGCACGCCCUGGACAGCAAAAAGGAUGCAAGAGGCGCACACGCAAUAGAGAGAGCAUUCAGGACAAACAACCCUGAAUUGGUGGAUAAAAUGGCAGAAAUCAUCGGUUCGCAAUUGCUGCGGAUGAGAGGCAAGUUUUUUGAAAACGAACAUGCGACCAACGCGCUCCAUUUGCUGCUGAACGUAUUGAGGCAUGUUACUGAGGAAUCUUCGGUGUUGUCGAUCGUGAGGCGGACGCUGAAGGAGACGCUGCUCAUCCUUAUGCACAUCGACGACUCGAAAAAUAGUGAAAAGUGCCUCGCAUUCGACUACUUCAAAGCAAUCGUGAACAACCCCGCCUUUGAGAACUCUCAUGAUGCUAAGCUGCUCCUUUACGCCAGGCUCGUCGAGCUGUACAAAGAAAAGAUGGCCUUCCAAGAUGUGCAGCUGUUUCAGCUGCUGUACGUGCUGGCCAAGUACAAGAUCGUGCUGAUCAAACCUACUCUGCGCAAACUGGAGGAGCAACUGGUUCUCGUGGAGAAGAGACGGCAGACGACGGCUGACGAGAAACUGAGAAGCCAAUUGGGGAAGCUGAUGAAAAUUUUGGGACCAAUCGAUCAGGACGACUUUCAAUACGAUGACUAAAGAAACUGUGAUUUAAAGUAUUGCGAUUAUUGUGCAAAUUUAUUUAAGUUUAUUAUGUUAUUUUUCGAUAAAUACUUAAAUUUUUAAGAUA
Messenger RNA from Cloeon dipterum, 3771 nucleotides. Its product is annotated as protein MMS22-like. Lineage: Eukaryota; Metazoa; Arthropoda; Insecta; Ephemeroptera; Baetidae. The record is from RefSeq and is a predicted model, not a curated record. The transcript has 18 exons. The coding region runs from base 174 to 3680 and encodes 1168 amino acids. Gene Ontology annotation, biological process: double-strand break repair via homologous recombination; replication fork processing. Gene Ontology annotation, cellular component: nuclear replication fork.